Messenger RNA from Drosophila suzukii, 769 nucleotides. RefSeq names its product mitochondrial import inner membrane translocase subunit Tim29. The record is from RefSeq and is a predicted model, not a curated record. NCBI's taxonomy places the organism in Eukaryota, Metazoa, Arthropoda, Insecta, Diptera, Drosophilidae. Gene Ontology annotation, cellular component: TIM22 mitochondrial import inner membrane insertion complex. Gene Ontology annotation, biological process: protein insertion into mitochondrial inner membrane.
GGUCAUACUAACAAAUCAGCUGUUCCGUUUGAUAACAUAACACUGGGAUUUCGAGUCCACCUGGUUUUUUCCAAAUUGAUCACUGAAAACCCGCCAGGAGAUGCAGUUCCUCCGCGUGGGUGGUCGUAUAACGGCAUUGCGCCAGAGAUUGGCCGACAGGAUCCAGAUGCCGGAGCGCUUCAAGGGCACGGUGGUGGAGAAGUGGGUGCAGUACUGGAACGGCCUGGUCAGGGACUACUCAGAGGUGGCGGUCGGCGUGGUACGCGAGUCCUACACGAAACCCAAAAAGGCCCUGCUCUAUGGAACCGGAAUGCUGUUCCUCUACCAGGCCGGUCUAAAUAAUCCCGACGACGAGGCCUUUAUGACCCUGCUGAGGGGAGCCACAAACCGGAUGAUCACUGUGCCGCCGGAACUCCAGAAUCCCGUGUCCGCCGACUACCUGCUAACCCUGGAGAGGGCCAUCAAUCAGAAGAAACUGCGACUCCUAUCGCUGGGCAUUUGCACCAUCCUCUGGGUGGAUCUCUACGACGAGGACGACUGCACAUAUCCGGCCAUCUGCGAAUACACAACCGUGGGCCUGCUCAACUUCCACGAGCGGAUCAUCGACGUGGGCUUCUGGAAUCAGUACUGGCGACUCAAAUGGAAGAUGCGCAACUACGAUGUCAACUACCUGUGAUCCCUCCCUUCUUCCUCAUACCAUGUUCACUGUUAAAGUCCCUCGAGGAAAUACCAAUAUAUGUAUGUUUUUAGUAAAGGUACUAUGAUACUA